Triticum dicoccoides is the source of this 1247-nucleotide messenger RNA. Its product is annotated as probable L-type lectin-domain containing receptor kinase S.5. The coding region runs from base 52 to 675 and encodes 207 amino acids. Gene Ontology annotation, molecular function: protein kinase activity; ATP binding. Gene Ontology annotation, biological process: protein phosphorylation. Lineage: Eukaryota; Viridiplantae; Streptophyta; Magnoliopsida; Poales; Poaceae. The record is from RefSeq and is a predicted model, not a curated record. The transcript has a single exon.
CGGUGCCAGAGAGAGCAACUCGUCGUCGGAGAUUAGCGCUGUUGAGCUAACAUGGGAUCGGCGGUACAAGAUCGUCUGUGGAGUGGCAUCGGCGCUGGACUACCUGCACCACGGGAGCAGCAGAGGGUCCUGCACAGGGACAUCAAGCCCAGUAAUGUGAUGCUCGACAUGGACUACAACGCACGGCUGGGCGACUUCGGGCUCGCCCGCGUCAUCCAGCAUGACGGGGUCACACACCACUCCACACAGGCGGUGGCCGGCACUCGCGGCUACAUGGCCCACGAGUGCUUCUUCACCGGCCGUGCCAGCCUCGACACAGACGUCUACGCGUUUGGGGUCUUCAUCAUUGAGGUUGUCAGCGGGAAGAGCCCCAGCAGUGGCGUGAAGUACAUCCACGACAGCGACCAGGUUGGCAAGGAGGAUUACUCGAGCGGCGGCCUAGGGCGACACCCCUUGACUGUGCACAUUGUGGACUGGACUUGGAGUCUAUACGGCGAGGGGAUGGCCUUGCAUGCCGCCGACCCGUUGCUCGAUGGCGGGUUCGAGCAGGCGCAGGUGGACUGUGCGGUGAGGCUAGCGUUGGCGUGCUGCCACCCGAACCCGAGGGAGGCCGUCCAUGAAGAUGGUGGUGCAGGUGUUGAUCGACGGUGCCCCGGCACCGGAGCCGCCGGUUAAUAAGCCUGCUUUUGUUUGGCCUCCGGGUGGCAAUCAGCGGGAGAUUGAGCUACCGGAUAUCGGGUUGCUGUUCACCGGAGGGGCUGGGCAGCAGAACAGUUUCUGCUCUAUGACCUCCACUUCCCUCGCGGCGAGGUGACAGGUGAGCAUCGUGGAUACUCUAAUAUAAGAGUGUUUUUGACACUAGUGUAGUGUAAGAAACGCUCUUAUAUUAUGGGACAGAGGGAGUAGUUUUCAAUAAGCUGGUGAGAGAAGAUACCUAGCACGAUGACCUCCACAUGAUCCCGGCAAAAGGAUACCUGAAGCUGUUCAGAGAAGAUAUAUCCUCAAAGGGCCAUACCAACUCUGUCACCAUUUUUUUGGUAAGGAAAAUAUCAAUCGAAAAAACGUUGCUUCAAUGUUAGUUGGUACCAUUGGUGCAAUCAGAUUGACUGAUUGAAUGUAGUUUUUGUUAGGAAUGAGCAACUAUCUUCUCAGGAGGGCCAAAGGCCAAUACAUAUACAGGUGUGUGGUAAAGUGCAAGAGACCCCUUAUACAAUGGGGAUAAACCGAAAAGGGCUAUACACAUCUAA